Molecule: messenger RNA, 1071 nt
Organism: Schizophyllum commune H4-8
Lineage: Eukaryota; Fungi; Basidiomycota; Agaricomycetes; Agaricales; Schizophyllaceae
Exons: 3
Coding region: 488-964 (158 amino acids)
Source: RefSeq, a predicted model, not a curated record
GACCACCAUCUUAUGUUUUCCUGUCAGCGCAUCGCCUACCCUAUGCGUGUUCAGCGGCUAUUAACCGAAUCGUAUACAAUCUGCAAGCUGCCGAUGGCCGCCUUUUGUUAGACAGACCUCGCGGGGAAGCCUUCCGUCGAUGACCAACCCAUCGCGAUCUGAACUUCCGAAUCUUUCGCGUGGGUGCCCCGUAAUUGAAUCAACCAGCCACUAUGUUACUCUGGCACCCAACUGGCACCUUUUGCUUUCUCUGGUCCUCACGCGUGCCUCUCGCAAUUCCAGUCACGUGCCCUCUGAAGUUCAACCAUGCGCGUGACCGCCCGACACUCAGCCCGACGGUGACGAUCCGACGUCAUACAGCGCUUUCCUCUAUCCCAAAGCGGCUCAUGAGCUCAUGGACUCUGUCAUCGCGGGGCGCCUCAGGCGGCUAUAUAACCUCGCGAGCGUCUAACAUUUCAGCACAUCUUCAUCACCUCGAACAAAAAACAUGGACUCUACCAGAAAUCAGAACACCUCGACGGGCGCGUCUACUCACAACAAGCUCAAAGGCGCAGCCGAAGUUGUCCACGGCCUCGGCGAGACCAUCCGCGGAAACCUCUUGAGCACAGUCGAUCCCAGCAACAAUGAGCACAUAGUACGCCAAGGCGAGCGCGAGAUGCGAGAGGGGAACGCAGAUCUGUCGAGAGGCGCGGCAUCCUCGAGGACAGGAGGUAUGACCGGUCCUCCUUCCCAUCGCAUGCAAUACGCUGAACGCAAGCCAGAGUCAGGCGUUCCUGGCGCAGGACACAUGACCACCGCGCAGAGCCAGACUCACGCAUCCUCUACCCAGCAACAGCAGCCUGGCAUCAUUUCUGGCACCGCUGGCUCUACGCAGCAUGCACACCAGAACCGCCCUCACGGGAUCCCUGAAGAUCGGCCUGGAGACCGUGGCUUCGUUCCCGGCGCUCAAGGCGGUGGAUUCUGAGCUUUGCUAGCAUGAUAUAUAUCUGUUCUAACGGAACUCAACUUGGAGAUAAUGUAUAGUACAUAUAUCAGUCCAAUUGAUAUUUGAAAACCAUCUUGAAGCUGUCC